Aspergillus ruber CBS 135680 is the source of this 1401-nucleotide messenger RNA. RefSeq names its product N(6)-L-threonylcarbamoyladenine synthase family protein. Gene Ontology annotation, cellular component: mitochondrion. The transcript is spliced from 2 exons. The coding region runs from base 1 to 1401 and encodes 466 amino acids. Gene Ontology annotation, biological process: mitochondrial tRNA threonylcarbamoyladenosine modification. Lineage: Eukaryota; Fungi; Ascomycota; Eurotiomycetes; Eurotiales; Aspergillaceae. The record is from RefSeq and is a predicted model, not a curated record.
AUGUUGAACUUACGAAUAACAACAGCAACUUUUCGCACGAGUUUAUACUCUACGAGAAGGAAUUGCUUCUCUAGACAUAGAGGGUUGCUGACUUUGGCUAUCGAAACUUCUUGUGAUGAUACCUCGGUAGCAAUCGUCGAAAAGAACCCGAAUAACACCCCUGGCGCUGCGAAGGUGCACUUCCUCGAAAAUGUAACCGCCGAUUCACGAGAGUACCGUGGCAUCCACCCGAUCCUAGCACUCGAAUCACACCAAGAGAACCUCGCAAAGCUUGUCGAAAAAGCACUCUCGCAUUUACCAGAGACUGAAAAUAACAAUGGGAAAACUGGAAGCGAUAUAUCACGACAAAUAGUCUUGGCUGAUGGGUCGAGCCCGCGCCGGAAGCCGGAUUUCAUAUCCGCCACUAGAGGACCGGGGAUGCGCUCCAACUUGUCCACCGGAUUGGAUACAGGAAAGGCGCUUUCGGUUGCAUGGCAGAUUCCGUUUAUAGGAGUACAUCAUAUGCAAGCGCACCUUUUGACGCCGCGGCUUGUUUCUUCUCUGGAGCGAGGUCAGGGUGUCGAUACCACGACUACUGAGACCACGCCAGAAUUUCCUUUUCUCUCCAUUCUCGUUUCCGGUGGCCACUCAAUUUUGGUGAAGUCGACAUCUAUCACAAAGCACGAAGUCAUGGCAUCCAGCACAGAUAUCGCCAUUGGCGAGUCUCUUGACAAAGCUGCUCGGGAAAUAAUUCCCAGCUCCCUACUUCAGAAUUCAAAAACUACAAUGUACGGCAAAGCGCUGGAGCAAUUUGCAUUUCCAGAUGGAAACUCAGGUUACUCCAAUUACCGACCACCCAAGACUCGUGGAGAGGAGGUAAUCAAACGUGAAAGCCCAUGGGGCUGGAGUAUCACUACGCCAUUUGCCAACACGCGGCAUCUGCAGUUCAGCUUCUCGUCCAUCGCGAGCGCGGUUAGAAAGCUUAUAUCUCUGAAAGAGAAGACUGGACAGGUCAUGUCCGAUGACGAGCGUGUUGCAUUAGCCCGAGAAGCGAUGCGAGUCUGUUUCGAGCAUCUCGCCUCACGCACAAUCAUCGCCCUAGAAGCUCUUCAAUCAAAAACAGGUAACUCCAAUGAAGAUGUCAAGACACUAGUCGUCAGCGGCGGCGUUGCCGCGAACAAGUUCCUCAUGAAGGUCUUCCGUUCAUUCCUCGAUGUUCGCGGGUUCGAACAUGUUAACAUCAUGGCACCCCCGCCUUAUCUGUGCACAGACAAUGCGGCGAUGAUCGGGUGGGCUGGGAUUGAGAUGUUCGAGGCGGGAUGGUGCUCCGACCUUAGCGUUCGCGCUUUGAGGAAGUGGACCCUUGACCCGCGUGCUGAUGAUGGCGGAGUUCUGGGUCCGAAUGGGUGGAGGAAGUGUUGA